AUGAUUCUGAAUCUGUUGAUUUCUGCUGCUUUAGCAGUCUGUGGAAUCGCAACAACGACGGACGCCGUCGAGUAUGAUUACGUUAUUAUAGGUUCGGGGCCUGGCGGAGGAUCGCUCGCUUCCAAUCUAGCAACGAGCGGGUACUCUGUUUUCCUCAUUGAAGCAGGUGGCGACGGCUCGACUGACUUUGUCGAGGAGAUUCCCUCCCUAAAUUCCGUUGCCGCUGAGAGCCCUCCUCACUCCUGGAGCUUCUUCGUUGAACACUACGCGAACAAGACUCAAGCUCAUCGCGAUCCAAAGUACGCAUAUCUGAGGGGCAAUGGGUCGUACUACGUAGGUCUUGACCCUCCAGUAGAUGCACAGCCCUUGGGCAUUCUCUAUCCGCGGGGUGCUACACUCGGUGGUAGCUCCCAAGUCAACGCCAUGAACUUUGCCUGGGCACCCGACAACGAGUGGGACUACAUCGCCAACCUCACUGGAGAUGGGACUUGGGGCCACGAGAACAUGCGAAAGUUCCUGAUAGAGCUCGAAAAUUGCACGUAUGUUCCCCAAGGUACACCUGGACAUGGCUACGAUGGUUACCUUGAAUCCAGUAUGAUGGAUCCAUUGAUAACGACUGGAAUCACAUCUGAGAAGGUAGGUCGCUUCGUGUCAUCGAUCAUUCGCGAGACCGAAGGCAUCGAAUCGGCAGACGUGCAGCAAUUGGCUGAGUUGCUCGUCCGCGACAUCAAUAGGGUCGAUCCUGAUCGCUACGCGAGUAAUCUGACGUUCUUGCUGCCGCUAGCUAUCUCUCCCACUAGUGGUAGUAGGAGCAGCAUCGGGAAGCAUAUCAAUAGCGUGGUGGAAGCUGGGUACCCCUUAACAAUCAGUCUUCAUUCGCUGGCAACAAGAGUUCUUUUAGAGCAAUGCGACGGACGGCCGAAAGCUAUUGGUGUCGAGUACAUGAUCGGAGAAGGACUGUACUCGGCGGAUCCCAGGUACAAUGCAUCGCAGCAACCAGAAGGCGUGCGGACUGUUAGAGCAAAGAAAGAGGUGAUUGUGGCGGGAGGUACAUUCAACACUCCUCAGAUCCUGAAGCUUAGCGGAAUCGGGCCUCGCGAGGAACUAGAGAGGCUUGAUAUACCGGUCAUCGUCGACUUGCCGGCGGUGGGCAACUUCAUGCAAGACAACUACGAAACACCUAUCCACGUACAGUCCGAAGUUCCGUGGCAAGAGACUGCAAAUGUAUCCUGCACCAGGACCUUCAACGCAUCGGACCCCUGCUUCGUUCAGUGGGAGACGAACGGGACUGGUCCCUAUUCCUUGUCCGGUGGGACAUUCUUCUUGACCUGGCGCAGCAGUGUCAGCUGGGACGAUGAUGCAGAUCUCUUUUUCCUCAGCGCUGCCGGCUGGGGUGAUUCUGGUUUCUAUCCCGGGUUCUCUCGCAGACAACCAGUACCGGAAAUGUGGGGAACCUCGAUCGUGAGGAUGCAGACUGCCAAUCCUUCGGGGAGUAUACAUCUUCGGUCCAGAGAUCCGCGACAAGCUCCGGAGAUCAACUUCAACUUCUUUGCUGAAAAUUCGGAAACAGAUUUACAAGCUCUGGCCGAAGGUGUCAGUCUAUUGAUGCGGGCGUACGACGAUACGGGACUGCCUUACACGGUGGUUUCGCCAAACCCGGCAGUCGAGAUGCAUCAAGCUCUUAUGGACGAGGCGUUCAGUCAUCAUGCUUCCAGCAGUUGUCGCAUGGGUCCGGCAGGAGAUCGGAGCUCCUGCGUUGACUCGAAAUUUCGAGUAAUUGGUGUAGACAACCUUCGCGUGGUUGAUGCCUCUGUCUUCCCACGGGUGCCUGGUGCGAUGCCGAACGGACCAACUUUUACGAUUUCUCGCAAGGCUUAUGAGGUGAUUCUGGAGGACGCUUAG
Macroventuria anomochaeta is the source of this 1902-nucleotide messenger RNA. RefSeq names its product GMC oxidoreductase. The transcript has 6 exons. Lineage: Eukaryota; Fungi; Ascomycota; Dothideomycetes; Pleosporales; Didymellaceae. The coding region runs from base 1 to 1902 and encodes 633 amino acids. The record is from RefSeq and is a predicted model, not a curated record. Gene Ontology annotation, molecular function: flavin adenine dinucleotide binding; oxidoreductase activity, acting on CH-OH group of donors.